AUGACCAGACAACUGUUCCGUCAAUGGUUCUACUCGGAAUUUGUACCCGCAGUUCGGAAAUUUUCGACCGAUAAUGGGCUGGAACCAAAGGCAUUGCUGGUUCUUGACAAUUGCACCAGUCGUUAUGAUGUUGAUGAACUUCUACAAAGCGACGAUGGAUUUAUUCAAGUUAUUUACCUUCCGCCGAAUAAGAAUGCAGAAUGUCAGCCGAUGGAUCAAGCAGUGAUAAAUGCGAUCAAGCGAAAAUAUAAGAGAAAGUUGAUGCUUGCAUUGAUUCUCGAAAACGAUCACUUGAGCUUCGAAGAACGGUUGAAGAAGAUUACUCUUCAAACGUGCAUUUCAUGGUUGGCUACUUCUUGGGAGGAAAUCUCUGACAAAACCAUACGUAGUUCGUGGAAGAAGCUACUCGACGGUUUGUCAGUUGAUCUCGGUGAGGAAAAUUCGACAGCAGACGAUGACGAUUUUAAAGCACUUGUGUCAAAUAUCGAUAAUCUGGCUGGAACAAAAACAUCGAACCCGGAUAUUGAUCUGUGGAUCAAUGACGAGAUAUACGACGCAGACCUUAACCCAGAUUGGGUUACCAGUGAAGUGUUUACUGACGACGAAAUUGUGUCAUCGGUCCUCGAUAAAGAUCAAUCGUAA
This is a messenger RNA of Wyeomyia smithii (pitcher-plant mosquito), 642 nucleotides long. Its product is annotated as tigger transposable element-derived protein 2-like. The coding region runs from base 1 to 642 and encodes 213 amino acids. The transcript is spliced from 2 exons. Gene Ontology annotation, molecular function: DNA binding. The record is from RefSeq and is a predicted model, not a curated record. Gene Ontology annotation, cellular component: nucleus. NCBI's taxonomy places the organism in Eukaryota, Metazoa, Arthropoda, Insecta, Diptera, Culicidae.